UCAUCCAAACUAGUCAUCACAAAGACUAUCGUCGAAUUCGAGUCGGUCGCCUUAUAUGCACCGCAACUCUCUCUCUCUCAAAUCAAAUUUAUCUUUAUUCGGACUUUGGCGAAGACUCUAGAAUUUCUCUGUCUCAUGGCUUACAUCGAACGAGGUGUUGUGAAAUCCAAGCGAUCAAUCUGGAAGCUCAGGACAAUCAUUGACUUCUUCUGGGCCAUUGUUAACUACAUAGGCGUGUUUUUUACGACUAUGUUAUCGAUGGAGAAGUCAGAUGCUUACAGGAAAGGCUCUGGUGGUGGCAAGAAAUGGGAUGGUGGUGGGCCAGGGGGGCCAGGAGGUGGACCAUCUGGUAGUGGUCCACGGGGGCCGCCCCGUGGAUUAGACAAUGUUCGUGGACUUGACAGUGUUCGAGGGGACCACAGUUCCUUACCCGCAUGUGGUUCUUGCUGUGGUUAAGCAUCCAAGGUAUCUGUUGUGCAUUUGUGAUAUUGUGAGAUCUCCAAUGGUCUACUUUGAAAUGUGUAAGGAAUUAGGAACCCCCACCCCCAAAAAAUAGCGAGGAACUGAAAUUGUGUAAUAUGGUUAUGUCAAUAGAUUUCUCAAGGAAAAAAAUGUUUCUCAAGUCGUUAAAUAAACCACCAUGUUGUUGUUGUUGUU
Messenger RNA from Quercus lobata, 657 nucleotides. RefSeq names its product selenoprotein K homolog. Bases 136 to 456 code for a protein of 106 amino acids. The record is from RefSeq and is a predicted model, not a curated record. Gene Ontology annotation, cellular component: Golgi apparatus; endoplasmic reticulum membrane. The transcript is spliced from 4 exons. Gene Ontology annotation, biological process: calcium ion transport; endoplasmic reticulum calcium ion homeostasis. NCBI's taxonomy places the organism in Eukaryota, Viridiplantae, Streptophyta, Magnoliopsida, Fagales, Fagaceae.